Danaus plexippus (monarch butterfly) is the source of this 4480-nucleotide messenger RNA. RefSeq names its product TELO2-interacting protein 1 homolog (gene Tti1). The record is from RefSeq and is a predicted model, not a curated record. Gene Ontology annotation, biological process: chromatin remodeling. Gene Ontology annotation, cellular component: cytoplasm. NCBI's taxonomy places the organism in Eukaryota, Metazoa, Arthropoda, Insecta, Lepidoptera, Nymphalidae. The transcript has 18 exons. The coding region runs from base 116 to 3655 and encodes 1179 amino acids.
GUCAAUUUCACGAACUUUAAAAAAUUGUAGCUUUACAAGCCCUAUAUUUAUUUAACAUCAAAAUAUAAAAAUAAAUUAUCAUGAAUUUAAAAAAAAUGUCACAGUAAACUUCUUCAUGCAAAACCUGGAACAGUUACACAAAAUGAACGCACACUUGAAAGAGGCAUUUACACGCAUAAAGCCAAUAUGCGACAUGGUGAUGGUAAAUCCAUCGCCGGAGCAUAUAACAGCGUUUGCAGCACUGGUAGGAGAGCUAAAGAUGGAAAUAAUCCAAGAGCUGCAGCAGUAUAUGCUGUUUCCGUUUAUCACACACUUACAGUCCAAAGAAAUGGAAACAAAAUAUGAAAUGCAAGGACUGUUAAUAGACAGCAUGCGGGAAGUGCUACAGAGGGUGUGUGUAACCAGUUUUGAGAUGUGCAUGAAGAUUGAAAUGGGCCUUUUGAGUCUCGUGUUUGAAAAACCAAAGCCGGGAAUGAUUGCGGAUGUUCCCGAGGAACUCAAACUAAGUGUGAUGCAGUGCUUGACGGUGUUGAUGUUGCAUAUCGAUCAGCCGACGAGGGUGAAGAUGCUGGAGAACCAAGUGCCAUUGUUGGCUCAAGCUGUGUUUGUGUCGGUGCACCUCGCAAAGUUAGAGAAACUAAGGAGCUUGAGGCUAGCUGCCAUAACGUGUCUGUGUGCGCACACGGGCUGCCACCCUCAGCAGACGGACGCGCGUGGUCUAGUUCCAGACCCCGCUAUAGAGACUGCUGUCUUAGGGCUGCUAGCAUGCAUCCUGCCGGGCGUGCUGGCUGCGCUGCAGGACGUUGCCAUGAGUGACAACCCUGGACAUGCAGUUGUUGUUGCCGCAUUGAAUGCAACCCAUCGCGUGCUGUGCCUCACGAUGCACAACAAACACUUGGCGACCAAAGAAAAAAUCACGGCCGAUGACUUCGUGGCCAUGUUAGCCGAAAAGGCCAAGCCCUCCAAUGAUGUAAGCAAGGAAAGCAUCAGAGAUAGUCGGCUAGGUGCGAUCAUAGCGGCAAGAGAUUAUCACUCGCUAGCCGAGUUCAUACGAUCUGGUAGGGACCAAACGGAUCCUCCCAGGAGGGAGAGAAAGAUUCCCAAACAAAAAAAGAAUAGAAAUCAGAAUGCCAAUCAAAAAAACGUUAAUUACAUGGAAAGGCUCGGCAGCUAUGAAAGAACGCCGAAUACUUCACAGAAUGCAGCGAAGGCACCCCGCGAUAUUCCCAAGCGGACAUCCGAAUGGUACACGAUGGCCGGGGACAAACUGGCCAUAGUGAUCAAGAGUCUCAUACCGCUGGUCUCUCACGAACACUUCAAAGUGAGGAAGGAGCUCGCUAUACUCUGCUAUAGGAUCAUAUCAGAGUGUAGUGCCACCAUGCAGCCUUCUCUGCCGAUGUCUUUGGAUGUACUGAUCUCCCUCUGCCAUGACUCCUACCAGGAGGUCUCGGACUACUGUGAUGCAGCACUGAAGGCGCAGUUUUCGAACCCCGAGAGAGAAACUAUGGACAGUCUCUGUGAGAACUUCUUCGCCACCAUCAACUGCUUGCCGAGAAUUAUGAACAAUAUUGACGAGAACCGCAAGCUGUCCGCCCUGAACCUGAUAGCCGGCUACCUCACCAUCCUGUGUGACGGCGGCCGCCCCCAGCGCCUGACGAGUCUCUUGACAGCUAGCGACGGCUUCGACCGCGUGUGCGACGCGCUAAUCGCUACGGCUGACAUGUACACCGACCUGUCUCUCCUCGCCAGACCGGCCGGAGGCGACAUCACAGGGAUGUCCUCGUGUGAGUUGUCCGGUCCGUGUCCCUGGCGCCGUCUCCGUCACCUGUCUCCGGCUGGAAGUCAACAGCUGCAAGGCCUGCUGGCGUCGCUGGGCGCGGCGGAGUGCGCGGAGCUACUGCUGGACAGAUUUCUGGAACUCUUCCACGAGCGACGCUCCUGCGACCUCAUAUACAUCAUCAACUAUCUUGGAUCAGGUCCAGAUUCAAACCCGGAUCUAGCUCGUCGCAUCAUCAGCGUGUAUAUAACCGAGGACGUGUGGUACCAGCCGCUGGAGGUGCAGAGCGGGGAGAAGCCGCUCUCAGCGGACGAGACCCUCGACGAGAGCAUUUACAACCCACGGUCCUGGACCAGGGACACCGUACCCGGUCUGUUCGAGGGCGCCAUAGAGACUCGCUUCACCGACAUCAGCUCGACCCUACCGCGGGUCCGCCUGGAGCCCAACACGUGCGUGACCCUGGGACACGCGCGGAGGAACCUCACCAGGAGCUGCCUCCUCACUGAGGGGCUCGGCCUCAUGGCGCUGCGCCUGGGCAGGGACUACCAGCAGUACCUACUGAAGACACUGUGUCUCUUGUUGGAGAGAGUCGGCAGCCGGUACCCCCCGCUCCGCUCGUCGGGCCUGAUCGCCCUGCAGCAAGUAGCCGCGGCCACCGAGGCCAGCGACGUCACAGACCUCAUCGGCAGGAACGCCGACUACUUCACCAGCCAGGUCACCGGCCGGCUUAAGAAGGCCUGGAACACGCAGUCGGCCCUACAGAUACUGUCAGUGGUUAUGGAGUACAGUGACGUCACUAUACUGGACUACUUGUACGGGAUAGUGGAGGACGUGUUAGUGCAGAGCUGCGACCAGUACUACGAGAAGAAUUUGUAUUCAUAUUUACAAGUGUUUCUGACAUUCAUAAACUGCAUACGGAAAUGGUUUCUGAUCCAAGACACGGUCAAGAGGAAGGAGAGUCACGGGCUGGAGAUAGACGUGCUGAAGGACGUCAUAGAGUUCGCCAACAACAAGGAGGAAGUAGAGAGGUUGUUGAACACGAAGGAGUUCGAGGAGGAGACGGGCAGGAGUGUGGAGGAGAUGUACCAGGAGGACCUGCAGCGGAAGGAGGAGGACCUCCUGGACUACGACGACACCGUGACGCAGGAGGCCGUACCUCUGCCACAACACGUGCGGGUCACGAUCACUAUACUGAAGCGCUGCGUACACUUCGUGUCGUACAAGAGUCGAGACGAGGCGCUGGUGGCGAUGGAGGCGCUGUGGCGAGGCCUGGAGCUGCUGCGAGGACACGACGACGAGCUUCUGCCGCUGGUGCACGCGCUGUGGGAGCCGUUGGCCGCCCGCCUGCAGGCCGAGCCCGUGCUGGCGCGAGCGGCGCUGCGGGUGUUGGCGCUGGUGGCCGACCUGGCCGGGGACUUCGUCCGGGAGAGAGUCGUCAAGGACGUGCUCCCCCGCGUGUGUUCGGUGCUCCGCUCGUGUUCUCGCCGCAGCGUGUUGGCGGACGCGGGGUCGUCGUACCGCCUCACGGCGUCGUACUCCCUCCAGCGCUCCGCCCUCGAAGCGCUGGGUCCGCUCGCCGCUAACGUGGGGCUCCGGGGCAUCGCGCUCCUCGACGCCCUGAAGGCCGGGGCGCUCUACCUUCACAAAAACCAACCCAAACCCCUACAGCUGUUGGCGGUGAAGUUCUUCAAGGACAUGCUGGAGUACGACUACGGCAGCUCGUGGCAGUUCCUCCGCCGCCUCGCCAACAACAAGCAGCCGCUGACGCCGCCCGCCAACCGGUUCCUGCACCUGGAGCCCGUCGUGGGCUCGCCCUACGAGUGCACGGACCCGCACUACGACAACAACAUCAAGCUCAUCUUUUACGUACACAAGUGAAUCUAACGCGAACCUAACGACGGCGCACUGUACAUACAGACGCUCGCUGCCAGUCGGAGACUGAGCUUAGACUGGACACGCUUCGUGAGCAGUUUGACUGUGCGCGACUCGUGGUAAGCGAAUUCGUUUUAUGUACUACACCACGCACUGUGGAUAUCAUCGAUGCGUUCUCUUACCGCCGCUGUCUUUGUAUGUUUCCGGUGCCAAAUACCUUCGAGAUGCGGUGAAUUGUAAUCGGCUUCGUCCUGAGAUCUCAUGAGUAGAAUAAUAUUGAUGUACCUAGUUUAAUUCGUUCCAAGUUGUGAACGUUUCCCAGCGGCCAGUCGGCGUAUCACAUAUUAUAUUAUUGUAUAUAUGAAAAAAUGUUCAGAAUUUUAUUCCAAUAACAAACGUACCGCGACUUGGUGGUAAGCUGGAGAUGUUCUGAACUGUAUUAUUCCUCAGCGGGUUGAGUUGCUCUCUCGAUAUCUUUCCCAAGCUUUUUUUACAUAAAACUUCAACGUUAUCUGUGCGUGGCAUUCUGUUUUAUAUACUCUGUAGUGUGACGCCGACAGUGUAAGUCAAUAACCCCCUAGUGUACUUUCUUUUGCAAUAUUUAUAUAGUGAUACAUAUAUUAAUCACAUUUUGUCAGAUUCUCUUUAUAAAUAAGUUUUUAAUACGAUAUUUUAAGAUUUAAAUUUCGUACUAAACCCGCUCAAAGCUAGAUGUAUGUCGAGAACAUGUUUUUGUUUAAAUUUUAACUCUCAUAUAAAACAUCACUGUGUAUUAAAUCCUAAGACUGUAUAUAUUUUAAAAGUAUGAUCUAAUAAAAGGUAAUCAACAAA